UCUCAGCGCAGCGGCGACAGGAGCUGGAUCUGCGCGCUCCAGGACCGCGCUCUGCUGCUGCUGCUGCUGCUCCCCGGCUCCCACGCACUCUCCCCGGGACACCCACCGCGGCAGCUCCCCCCUCCGCUCCUGCAGGAUUAUCACUGGGAUUCGUAUUUAUUUUCACCAUCAUCAUCAUGGCGACGCUAGGACCGGAGUGCGCCUCUCGCCCCCCGGUCUCCCAGCUCGCCUCUGCCCCGCUCCAGAGUCACAUCGUCGGCGUCAAUCUGCCCCAUAACCGCGGGCUGGAGCGGGCUCUGGAGGAGGCGGCGGUCAGCGGGGUGCUCAACCUCAGCGCCCGCAAGAUGAAGGAGUUUCCCCGGACUGCGGCGAACCACGACCUGUCGGACACGGUGGAGGCAGACUUGUCCAAAAACAGACUGGCGGACGUGCCUUCAGAAGUGUGUCAGCUGGUGGCGCUAGAGAGUCUCAACCUGUAUCACAACUGCAUCAGGACUGUACCAGACACCAUGAUCAGCCUGCAGUCCCUCACCAACCUCAACCUCAGUCGGAACCAGUUGUGUGCGUUGCCGGCGUGUCUGUGCAGUCUUCCUCUUCGAGUCCUGAACGCCAGUAACAACAAACUGGUGAAUCUUCCAGAGGCCGUUGGACAGCUGCACGCGCUCAUGGAGCUGGACGUGAGCUGCAACGAGAUCACAGCUCUGCCUCGUCACGUGAGCCGCCUCAAGUCUCUGAGGGAACUGAACGUGAGGAGGAACCUGCUGUGCGUGCUGCCUGAUGACCUGUGUGAGCUGCCGUUGGUGAGGUUGGACUUCUCCUGUAAUAAAGUGUCCACCAUCCCAGUGUCCUACAGAAGAAUGAGACACCUGCAGAGUCUCAACCUGGACAACAACCCUCUACAGAGCCCCCCUGCUCAGAUCUGUCUUAAAGGGAAAGUACACAUCUUUAAGUACCUGAGUCUGGAGGCGUGCCAAAGUGACAAGAUGGCCGACUCUCUGUACCUGCCCAACAUGUCACGCCCAAACACGGGGAGUGUGGAGGACAUGGAGACUCACAGGAAGUUGGACUCAGACUCUGGAGUCGGCAGUGACAAUGGAGACAAGAGACUGUCUGCUACAGAGCCAUCGGACGAGGAGAGCGUCAGUCUAAAUGCACCAAUGAGCCACAUCCGAGAAGAAGGGUUCACCAAAGACGACUCCAGCGACCAACUGAGCUCCAUGACAGAUCCCAACUCUGAUUCGGUGCGUCUGAUUGAAGAGAGUCCAACGGAAACCCUGAGCGAACAGUUCUACAGGGACUCCAGUUUGAGCUCACGAUUCCUCAACUACAUUAAGGGUCGAACAGCAGCGGACUUCGAGGAGCCUCUGAGGAUAGAAGAGGACACUAACUGGACAGCAGAGCCUACGUCCAAAGUCCCUGGGAGCACAGAGAUUCACAUCGACCUCAUUCACCAACUGAAGGAGGCUGUGGAGCUGCUGCAGGAUCCAAUCAGAGCCAGCACAGACCUGUCCGGUGUCCAGCUGUAUCCAGUGGACAUGGUCACAAUCGACGAGGCUCGCAAUGGACAGGAGGCUGACAACUGCACUACACCAAAGAGAAAUGACCGAUCUCCAGUCAGUGGUCCUCCAGCUUUCUCCACUGCACCGUUUGGUCUCAAACCUCGCUCGGCCCCGCCCUCCAUGCCUUGCUCUCCGCCCCCUCGCGGUCCUGACUCCUCCCACCGCUCACAGGACACGCCCCCUUACAGAGACCAUGACGUCGUGGACAUUCACAGUGUGUUUGUGCGCAGCCACCGCAGCCUGGAGUCUGUGGACCCUCAGUUCACCAUGAGGAGGAGGAUGGAGCAGCUGAGGGAGGAGCUGGAGCUCAUGGAACAGCUCAGAGACAGCAUCGAGUCUCGUCUGAAGGUGGUCCUUCCUGAAGACCUGGGCUCCUCUCUCAUGGAUGGAGUUGUUUUGUGCCAUUUGGCAAAUCACAUCAAGCCCAGAUCUGUGGCCAGUAUCCACGUCCCCUCCCCUGCUGUGCCCAAACUGAGCAUGGCCAAGUGUCGGCGAAAUGUGGAGAACUUCCUGGACGCGUGCAGAAGGAUCGGAGUCCCAGAGGACAAACUGUGUCUCCCUCACCACAUCCUGGAGGAGAAGGGCCUGGUGAAACUCUGCGUCACGGUGCAAGCCCUCGUCGACCACACCGCGCUCGGGACGUGAGCAAACCCGGGACAAAAAGCACAAAACGCACACUGAAAAACCCACCAGAGGAAAGGGAGGAAGAUCCCCCGCGGCUUGAGGUCGGCCGUCUCGUCUUCUUCGCGGCGCAGACCGGACGAGCGCCUUUCAAACGGACUGUGUGAUUGCAGUUGUUGUAUUCAGGUAAAACUACAUAAACAGCACUAAAGUUUAUACAGACCGCAGGGACAGUUUCUAUUAUUUUUAUGUGAAUUUUUGAUGGUAAGUUUAGGUUUAAAAAGUAGAUUACUGUGGAAUUAUCAUUAAAGGAACUGUAUAUAAGAUUUUUAUUCUUAAUGAAAUUGCCAUGGUUUCUGAAGUCAAUUUUCCAUUUAUUUUUCUCAUAGAUAUUUAAAAAAAUUCGAUUAUCUAUCUGCAGGUUAAGGCUUUGACAAUGUUCAGUUGUGGUUGUAAAUUUGUGUAUCAUUCGUUCAUUCAUUCUGUUCACAACAGAUAAUGAUUUCGAUUUUUCAGUUUUUGAUUUUGUGUUUAAAUGAAUAAUGGAAAAAAACGGAUAAUGGACAUUUCCCGUUUCCGUGACUUAAACUGCAAUGCCGGACUGAACCAGGACUAAAACAGAACUAAAAUAGGACUGAACCAGGACUAAACCAGGACUGAACCAGGACCGAACCAGGACCAAAACAGGACUAAAAUAGGACUGAACCAGGACUGAACCAGGACUGAACCAGGACUAAACCAGGACUAAACCAGGACCGAACCAGGACCGAACCAGGACUAAAACCAGGACUAACCAGGACCUAACCAGGAAUAAAUCAGGACUGAACCAGAACUAAAACAGGACUAAACCAAGACUAAAUGAGGACUGAACCAGGAUUAAAACAGGACUGAACCAGGACUGAACCAGGACUAAAACAGGACUAAACCAAGACUAAACGAGGACUGAACCAGGAUUAAAACAAGGGCUAAACCAGGGCUAAACUGGUCUCAGUCCUGGUUCUGGUCCUGGUCUGGCCCCAGUCUUAGUCCUGAUCACCUGACAGUCUACGCGAGCACACCUCCAGGUCCGUCCCGACACUCCUGGUUUAGUCUUGUUUCAGUCCGGCAUCGCAGUUUAAGUCACGGAAACGGGAAACGGCCAUUAUCCAUUUUUCCAUUCCAAACACAAAAUUGAAAACUGAAAAAACUGAAUUGUUAUCCGUUUUUUCAUUUUAGUUUUGGAGACAAAUAAUGAAGAAAAUCCUUCUUUUUUCAUUUUCUUAUUUUUGGGUUUAUAUUGAAAAACGAAUGAACGAAUGACACAUGGAUUAUUGUAGUACUUUUUUUUUUUUUAACAGUAAGAGCGCUGGUUUCACACAGUUCCUUUAAAAGUAUUUCACAAUAUUCUACUUUAAAGCUGCAUCGUGUAACUUUCCCGGUGGAGGCUCCGUCAAAUGCUUUUCUCCAUGGAGAUGUUAUUGAUUUGUCUAGAAUGUUUCACAGUAUGGCAUUAAACCUUUCUAUCUUCAUGGAGACCAAACCAGAUCAAGUUACACGUCUGAUCUGUGGAGAGGCGACCCUGCUCACAGUCAAAAUGCCUAGUUUCAUGUUUAUCUAGGUAUUUUUGAGCUAUAAAACCACCUGUACUUGAAUAAAUGUAAAGUAGAGCUGUUUAAUGUCACACUGUGGAACAUUCCAGGAAGAACAAUGACAUCUCCAUAGAAACAAGCAGGUGACAGACCCCCAACCAAAAAGUUACACAGUGCAUCUUUAAUCUUAACAGAAACUGGGAUGAAAUGACUGGGAGCAAUUUUUGAUCCAAGAAAUGGGUCUCAUGUUUUUAUUUAUUCAGUUAGAUUUUGUUUUAUAAUGUCACGAGCAGGAAAAAAAACAUGUAAAUUAUGCAAAAUGCUUUUAAAAUAUGCAAGCACAAAAUCAACUUUUUUGCAAAUUUGGUCAUUUGUAACUUGUAUUUUUCCAAAAAUCUUAAGGCUUUCCAAAAUGUCCUGUUAGUUGCCAAUGGAAAACAAAGAAUAGUUUUAAUUAAUUGAGUGCGAAAUAUUCAGGGAUGGGACGAGACAAAAUUUCCACAAGACGAGACGAGACGAGAUUUUAAUAUAAUUCUUAAUAUGUAAAUUUCACUGUUUGGUUUCCAGUUUCGGGCUCACAGUUUUGUUAUUUUAUUUCAUAGUUUCGUUUCCAUUCUAGUGCUGCUUUUUUGGAACUGUAAGAGACGCAAAUGUAGCCUGAUGGUUUCACUUCGUGGAAACCGUCUGACCUCACAGCAUUAGGAUUCGUUCGCUCGACGGUAGGCGGAUGCUUUUUUUAUUUAAAGGGCCCAUCUCAUGCAAAAUCAACUUUUCCGAGCUUUCUGCUUUCUAAGAGUGAUGUGUGGGCCUUGUAUUUGUCGCCGAAGUGUUUUUUUAGAUUGAUCCAGCGUUUUUUUUUUAACAAAUUGCAGCGUAUUUCUGCCACCCUUCCACGUGACAAUGAACUAAAGCUGCUACAACGAUGACACGGCAGAUACACCUAUGACGCGAUUGACGUAGAAGAAAACACACCCGCCCCGCUCCACCGCCUCCACCCUGACUGCAGUGUGCACAAUAUAAUAAGUUGAUCUACUAGUGUUUAUUAAUACUUUACCAAUCAGUAAUGUUCAGCUGAUGUCGACGCGGUGCUUGAGCUUCGUGCACCUCAAAGUCCUCGUCCGAUUCCAGGUCCAACACAUGCGGCUGAACGCGCUGUAUCUCCAUGAUGAAUAAAAGUUUAUUUCUACCACUGUCAGGGUGCACGUCUGUCUCCCCCUCCCUCCCUGAGAUGGGCGGAGGAAGGGCGGCUCACUCAGAGCCUACGCAAACCCCCAGGUUCCAAAAUGGCCGCCGAUUCAUGUCAAUGGGCCGAGCUCAAUGGCGCAUGAUCCCAGAUUAGCCUAGCCUACUUCCGGUGGCUGUGGGCCGACCGAGCAUGUGCAGUAGUGCUCUUUUUCUCCCGCGGGCACAUGCGAAUGCAUGCGAACGCACGCACGGUGCACGAGUUCGUGUAUCACGUGCUCGCUUUGACCAAUCAGAGUGAGAGGAGCUAGAGCGGAGCAGAGCGGAGCCGGAGCUAAUGAUUAUAAAGCGUUUGUUAAGACAACUGAAGGAUUUUGAGCUGAGAAAAAGCGUAUGAUCUAAAAAUAGGUAAAAAUCACCACAAAAUCCGACAUUUUUUAAAGUUGUAGAU
Boleophthalmus pectinirostris (great blue-spotted mudskipper) is the source of this 5381-nucleotide messenger RNA. It is a transcript of the gene lrch1, whose product is annotated as leucine-rich repeats and calponin homology (CH) domain containing 1. The record is from RefSeq and is a predicted model, not a curated record. Bases 177 to 2204 code for a protein of 675 amino acids. The transcript has 19 exons. Gene Ontology annotation, molecular function: protein binding. Lineage: Eukaryota; Metazoa; Chordata; Actinopteri; Gobiiformes; Gobiidae.